AGUAAAUAUUGUAAAAAAUGUAUAAAGAAGACUCCUCAAGAAUGGUUAUAUCAAUCCGAACUGCUUAAAAAUUAUGGGGAAAAAGAAGAGUUCAGUGGCUCAUAAAGAGACCUAUCAAAGAAUCAACUAUCUGUACCAGGCUGCUUAUUUAGUAUUAACUACAGAUUCUUCCAACCACAGUCUUUGUAGAUUUUAUACGAAGACACUGAAGGCCAUUGCAAGACGUCUAGUUCUAAGAUUACAUCCGAAUAUAAAGAGAACUAUUUGUAAGAACUGUUUUUUGUUAUUGAUACCUGGUGUAACAACUAUCACCAGAAUUAAGGGGAAGAAAGAUAAAUACAGUGAAACUAAGUGUUUAGGAUGUGGUUUUAAAAUUCAUUAUAUGGCAAACCCUAAUUAUAAACCCUGGUUUGAAAAUCCUGAGGCAUGGAUACCAACUGGAUCAUAGAACAAUGCAGACAUAUGGUGGAAUUGAGACAGUGGAAAGAAAACAUCAGAGGACAACAGACACAUACAUCAGAAGACAAUGGAAACAAAAAUCAGAGUACCACGGAGAUAUAAAUCAGAGGACAAAUCAAGAUCUAAGCAAUUUAGGCAUUAGUGUAGAUGUAAUCCCAGGAUAGCUUGGAUUUCUAUGCUGCAUCAUAGAUCAAUGGAUGAAACAAAUUUGUUGCGUCAAAUUGCAGGAUUACUAGAGCAUAUUUCAAUAAUAUAUAAGACAGACCAUUGUUUAACAGAUGUAACUGAAUCAUAUCUCAGUCAUGUUAGUUAAAAUCGGUUUUAUGGUAACAUUUUUAGGUUCAUUGACUAAGACUUAGAAAAUGAAAUGAAUGAAGUUUUACAUCCUACUUUUCUGCACCAUGUGGGUUGUUGCAACGCCAUGCAGAGUGCAAUGAGGGAAAUAUUGCCAGGACAGCGGCAUCAGCAUAAUUCGAUUUCUAACCAUCAAAGUAUCUUUAAUGUGCACAGCCUGUAGCACACGGGGCUUCAGGGCCAAACGAUAAGACGCUUUUUUAAGUCAGCCCCUCUUACCUACAUCACAGACAAGGGGAAACAGGGUUGAAAAAUCCUAAGGUAUUAUCUUGGCCUAUGCCAGGAUUUAACUCUGGACCUUCAGGUUAGCAAGCAAUCAUCUAACUCACUGAGCCCCCCCACUAAAAGUUAGAUUAAAUGUAAACAUAUUACUCUUUAAUGUUUUUAAUGUUGUCAAUAACAAUGAUAACAAUGUUGAUAGAAAUAAACUAGUGUUAUAUACCUGUAAUGUUUAUAUCAAGAACUCCCUGAAUGCAAUAAACUGAGAUUCGUAAUUCUCAAAAAUUAUUUGCCUGUUAUUGAAAUACAAACAUUUUUUUACAAAUUGCAUAGCAUUAAAAUCAUAUCACAUACUUAAGUUCAUUGAAGACAUAGGCCAAAAUACACCAAAUGUUACAGAAUUAUGUUAAAUCUAAAUUAAAUUCAGACUGUGAUAUGUUUGUGUUUGGUGAUUUUGGCUAUUAUUUACAAAUUAAACAAAUGUAACUGGAGCAAAAAACUACAUAAAGUAUAUGUAAACCAGAAAAGUGCCAAGAUUCUGUGAUUUUAUACCAGAAGGUACACAGAAAUUACCGGGUUUUGAUACUGAAUUUUAAAGAAAAUAAAAACAAAAGCAUUUUAUGUUUCCUCUUCCGAUAUAUAUUCAUUCUUUUCCUAGUGAUAAACUUAUCCGGAUAACUUCUUGUUUGGUUUCGCACUGCCACUUAUCUGGAUCGUAUCCAGACGAAAUCCACCUCUGGAUAACUUCUGGUUAUAACCAAUUAAGUUUUUUUGCCAGUGCAAAAGCAACCGGAAGUUAUUCGGAUAGAACUGGAUAGAACCGAAUUACUUUUGCAGUGUGAAAGGGGUAUCAUAUUCAAGAUUUCUUUUCAUUGAAAUAACCAUGACCCAUUGGUUGCUUGGUGAGGUAUUGAUCAGUGAUAGGUCAAUUGUCUGAAGAUCACACAGUGUGAAACUCAUAACAACAAGUUUCAGGUUCUGUUUUAAU
Messenger RNA from Lottia gigantea (owl limpet), 2020 nucleotides. RefSeq lists its product as hypothetical. The record is from RefSeq and is a predicted model, not a curated record. Bases 74 to 448 code for a protein of 124 amino acids. The transcript is spliced from 4 exons. Gene Ontology annotation, cellular component: nucleolar ribonuclease P complex. NCBI's taxonomy places the organism in Eukaryota, Metazoa, Mollusca, Gastropoda, Lottiidae. Gene Ontology annotation, biological process: tRNA processing.